AACGCUUCAGACAAAAGUACUCGUGUUCACCUCGUGCCAGCCACCAAUUCCCCAAAAAACAUUUUUUAGCGAAGAUGACGAAGAACUAUCCAACUGUUAGCGAAGAUUACCAGAAAGCUAUUGAGAAAUGCAAGAGGAAGCUUAGAGGUUUGAUCGCUGAAAAGAACUGUGCACCUAUCAUGGUUCGCCUUGCAUGGCACUCUGCUGGAACAUUUGAUUGUGCGUCAAGGACUGGUGGUCCUUUUGGAACAAUGAGGUUUGAUGAUGAGCAAGCUCAUGGAGCUAACAAUGGUAUCCACAUUGCUCUUAGGUUGUUGGAGCCUAUCAGAGAGCAGUUCCCUACCAUCUCUUUUGCUGAUUUCCAUCAGCUUGCUGGUGUUGUUGCUGUUGAAGUCACUGGUGGUCCUGAGAUUCCUUUCCACCCUGGAAGAGAGGACAAGCCACAGCCACCACCAGAGGGACGUCUCCCUGAUGCCACAAAGGGUUGUGACCAUUUGAGACAGGUGUUCACAAAGCAGAUGGGUUUAUCUGACAAGGACAUUGUUGUCUUAUCUGGUGCUCACACUCUGGGGAGAUGCCACAAGGAUAGGUCUGGAUUCGAAGGUGCUUGGACUUCAAACCCUCUUAUUUUCGACAACUCUUACUUCAAGGAACUUUUGAGCGGUGAGAAGGAAGGUCUUCUUCAGCUUGUCUCCGACAAGGCGCUCUUGGAAGAUCCUGUGUUCCGUCCUCUUGUUGAGAAAUACGCUGCUGAUGAAGACGCAUUUUUCGAUGAUUAUUCUGAGGCACACUUGAAGCUUUCUGAGCUCGGGUUUGCUGAUGCUUAA
Messenger RNA from Eruca vesicaria subsp. sativa (arugula), 827 nucleotides. The record is from the annotation of a GenBank genome assembly. NCBI's taxonomy places the organism in Eukaryota, Viridiplantae, Streptophyta, Magnoliopsida, Brassicales, Brassicaceae.